AUGAAAAUCAAAGUUCCUCCUAUUGUUGCGAUUAUAAUUUUAAUCGUACCUAAUUCACUAUUAGAAUUAAUGGAAGCGACUGGUGCUGAUGUUUCAGGAUACGCAGGGGUAGUCUUAGUUGCCAAACUUCAAAAAUAA
This is a messenger RNA of Funneliformis mosseae, 138 nucleotides long. The record is from the annotation of a GenBank genome assembly. Lineage: Eukaryota; Fungi; Glomeromycota; Glomeromycetes; Glomerales; Glomeraceae.